Fusarium sp. VM40 is the source of this 3153-nucleotide messenger RNA. Lineage: Eukaryota; Fungi; Ascomycota; Sordariomycetes; Hypocreales; Nectriaceae. The record is from the annotation of a GenBank genome assembly.
AUGGGUGAUAACAUUCAGCAAGAGCCCAAGGGCAUUUCCCCCCAAGAGGACGAGUCUCGACCGGACUAUAUCAAUGAGGCUGUUUUCAGGAGAAACACCCUCCCUACUCGUUCAUAUCAUAUCCCUGAUACUUCCAUCUCACUGAACGGAAUUUGGGACUUUGCGCUUGCUGGCACAGCACUUGAAGCACCAGAGCCAAGCGCCAAGGACAUCGCUUUUGGCCAAAUUCAAGUCCCUGGUCAUUGGCAGCUACAGGGCCACGGAAAGCCUUGGUACACCAACGUGCAGUAUCCCAUUCCCGUCUGCCCGCCGUUUGUUCCCACCGAGAAUCCUACGGGAACCUAUCGUCGUGAAUUUCACGUUCCAGCUGGGUGGGAGGCAGACUCUCAGCUGAGAUUGCGCUUUGAUGGUGUUGACAGCGCGUAUCACAUUUGGGUCAACGGCACGCUCGUUGGGUACGCUCAAGGAUCCAGAAACCCUUCUGAAUUCGACGUUUCGGCGUUUGUCAACCGAAAGGGCGCGAAUGAGCUCUUUGUAAGAGUUUAUCAGUGGUCUGAUGCGACAUACAUCGAAGAUCAGGACCAAUGGUGGCUCUCUGGAAUCUUCCGCGACGUUUAUCUCAUCUCAUUCCCAGCUGCUCGAAUUGAGGAUUUCUUUGUCAAGCCAGACCUCGACGAAAAUUACGAGCAUGCUACACUAACUACUGUCGUUGAUAUAUCUUCCGACAAAUCUGCUGUUCUUGAGCUCACAAUCUCAGAGCUUGCCAAGAAUGGAGGUGCCAUGAUUGCUUCUGAAACGACCUCGGUGGACGCGAAGUCUGAGAAGGUCACUGUCAGUGCUUCCGUCAAAAGCCCCAAGAAGUGGACAGCAGAGACACCAUACCUCUACCUGGCAGAGCUGACGCUCAAGUCCGAAGACUCUAAGACUGUGCUUCACAAGGUUCAACAGCGGUUCGGUUUCAGAAAGGUUGAGCUCAAGGAUGGCCUUAUGAUGGUCAACGGAAAACGGAUCCGCCUCAGGGGAGUCAACCGCCACGAGCACCACCCGCUCCUCGGCCGCUCUGUGCCUCUGGAGUUUGCCAAGAGAGACCUCCUUAUCAUGAAGAAGCACAACAUCAACGCUCUUCGCUGUGCCCACCAACCUCACGACCCCAGAAUCCUCGAUCUUUGUGACGAAUAUGGUCUGUGGGUUAUGGCGGAAGCUGAUCUCGAAUGCCAUGGCUUCUACGAUGCUGUUGCCCGACCCCUUGACAUCCCCGAGUCUAUGGAUUACGGUGAGCGAAAGAAGCUCGCUUUCGGAAAGGCCGCUGAGUUCACCUCCAACAACCCUGCUUGGAAGGCUGCCUACCUCGACCGCAUCCAAGCUGUCCUCAAUCGUGACAAGAACCAUGCGAGUGUCAUUAUGUGGAGUUUUGGAAACGAGGCCUUUUAUGGAGAUAACCACAGGGCUAUGUUCAAGUAUGCUACCGAAGCCGAUCCUUCAAGACUAAUUCACUACGAGGGUGAUGAGAAGGCAGAGACAACACAUAUGUAUAGUUACAUGUAUCCUUCCAUCGAGACAUUGAUCAAGCACGCCAAGGAGGAAGGUGUGGUAGACGGCAAGUUCGAGAAGCCCAUCGUCCUCUGCGAAUACGGCCACGCCAUGGGUAACGGUCCAGGCUGGCUCGAGGACUAUGAGCAGGCUUUCCGCGACUACCCUCGUCUCCAGGGAGGCUUUAUCUGGGAGUGGGCCAACCACGGUCUGUGGAAGGAUGACCACGAAGGGGCAGGAUACUACGCCUAUGGUGGUGACUUCGGCGACACACCCAAUGACGGAACCUUUGUUAUGGAUGGUCUCCUGAACAGUGAGCAUCAGCCUACACCAGGUCUGACAGAGUUCAAGAAGGUUAUCCAACCUGUUGGCUUCUCCUUCGCGGAUGGGGAGUUGAAGAUUGAGAAUUAUCAUGACUUUACUGGUUUGGACCACUUGACUGCUUCUUUCAAGGUGGAACAGCUGGGAAGAGAGUCAACUCUGAUUCAUUCUGAGUCUUUUGAUGUCCCUGACAUCCCAGCUGGCGAGACUCGUUCUGUCUCUCUCCCUGUAGAUGCCAAGCGAUACAGCAAGGACAGCGAGGUUUACCUGACCGUUACUCUUUCACUCAAGCAGUCAACAGCUUGGGCUUCUGCAGGUCACGAAAUUGCCUGGUACCAACAACAGCUCCAAGCUCCUCAGAGCAAUGCUAAGGAGACACUCACCGCCAACAACACCCUAUCAUCUAAGCUCUCUGUUUCAGAGAAGCUCGCUGCUGUUACAGUGUCCGGAAAGAACUUCCAGUUCAAUUUCGACCGAGCCUACGGUUCUUUGAAGAGCUGGACGUUGAACAACGAGGUGAUCCUUGACACCGAUCCCAAGACCCAAGCAGCUAUCAUUCCGUCCUUCUGGCGACCCAAGACUGACAACGAUGUCCCCGGAGCAGUCCCUUACUGGGAGAGAUUUGGUGUACACCAACUGCAAUCGCAGCUUCGAUCGUUCUCGGUGGAUUCGUCCAACUCUGACAAGGUUGUCUUGAAAUCUCAUACCUUCAUUACCCCCCCUGUUCUCUUCUGGGGCUGGGACUGCGAGAUCACAUACACGGUCUAUCUUACUGGCGCACUAAGCGUGGAUGUUACUCGAUUGACCCCCACUGGUUCUUUCCCAGAGCACGUACCUAGGAUCGGACUUAACAUAUAUAGUACCAAGACCUUGGAGCGCGUCAAGUGGCUUGGCCGUGGUCCCGGUGAGAGUUACCCCGAUAAGAAGGACUCCCAGAGAAUAGGAAUCUGGGACGUCGAGACAAUUUCUGCUCUGCAGACACCUUACGAAGUGCCUCAAGAGAAUGGAAACAGAGAAGAUACCCGAUGGGUAGCGCUGCAAGAUUCAAAGUCCCCAAGUAUUGGACUGCGCGCAGCUCGUCUAGACGGAGCAAACUUCAGUUUCUUAGCGUCACAUCACAGGGAUUCUACCAUUAAUGACGCCAGACAUCCCCCUGACUUGAAGGAGGAUGAUGCUGUAUUCAUCAGACUUGAUGCCAAGGUUGCAGGUGUUGGAUCUGGUGCUUGUGGACCAGCUGUUCGCGAGGAUCUUAUGGUCAAGACGGAGGAAACGACUUUCGGCUUCCUGCUAGAGCCGCUAUGA